Messenger RNA from Punctularia strigosozonata HHB-11173 SS5, 516 nucleotides. RefSeq lists its product as uncharacterized. Lineage: Eukaryota; Fungi; Basidiomycota; Agaricomycetes; Corticiales; Punctulariaceae. The transcript is spliced from 3 exons. The coding region runs from base 273 to 458 and encodes 61 amino acids. The record is from RefSeq and is a predicted model, not a curated record.
GCUUCUGAUAUCCACGGACAGACCGGUUAAGUCUAUUGUCUGACGAUCCCACGGUCAACGAAGUCCAUGUUUGUGGGGCCCAGGACAAACAAGUACAUAACGAAGGCUUGGUUCUAUCCCCAAACUGAUCGUACGCGAGCUAGAUGACGGGGGAGGAUAUCGCGGCAGUGCCUGGCUGACACUUACAACUGUGCGCCCCCAACCCAACCCCCUUCCUGUCCUCCCUGCCCAGCCGCAUAGCCCCGGCGCUAGCAAUGGGCAAGGAAAUUUAAAUGUCCUAUCGGGAGCCGUUGGUGCUCGAGCUCGGCAGUGGUCGAGUCGUCGACAGCAUGUCUGAGGGCACCUCGAGCGGAGUUCGACGCACAAGAGGAGUAUCGCCAUCAGGCUACAGUACGAUACCCACGCUUUGCUAUGUCAUCACAAAAACACGUUGUCCUCCGUUUCAAGCAGCUCUUUGAGACUCCCUUUGUCCUUCGAAGCGUGCCGACCGAUCGUUCCCGCGCGGCGUCACAUAGC